AUGAAGGAUUUAGGUGAUCUGAAGUACUUUCUUGGAAUCGAAGUAGCAAGGUCAAAAAUAGGAAUGCUUGGAUAUAAGCCUACUGACACACCCAUUGAGAUGAAUAAGAAGUUGUGUGAAGACAUGGACCAAGAACCAACUAAUAAGGAUCAAUACCAACGCCUUGUUGGAAGUCAGCCCUUGGGAAAGGAUUAA
Molecule: messenger RNA, 195 nt
Organism: Prunus armeniaca (apricot)
Lineage: Eukaryota; Viridiplantae; Streptophyta; Magnoliopsida; Rosales; Rosaceae
Source: the annotation of a GenBank genome assembly